AUGUCUGCUAUGCCGUCCUACAGAGGAGGCUAUGCCCCACGAGGUAGUCGCGGGGGAUGGAACGGGUCCUUCUCAAAAUCAAAGAAGCCUUUUGUGAAACCUGACAUCGAGAAGAACCCGCUUGGGCAGCUUUUGCAAACCAUCAAGAUCGCUGACUUGAAGGAGGGCAGCAUUACUACGUUGCCAGGUGGUUCAAUCACCGACCUAUGCUACAUCGCAUCAUACAAUUGGCGCAGCGAUACUUCUGUAGCGAUACUCAUACCAGGCAAGCCUCCGCAAUGGACUCCUCUCCAAGAUCUCCAACGCCUCCCUGAAGACAACGGACAGUACUUUCGCGAUCCAAACGCUGCGAGGUGUCCACAAUAUCCAGUCGCGCCUGUGGUGCAGUCUGUUCUGCAUCUCCACGCAGACUUUCCUACUCGAAGCAUGGACAUAGUGGCUUGUGGAAGUACGUUGGGCAACCUUCUGCGUUUCGUUCGUGGACAAGACAAAGCUUUUCGAUUCCUUGCACAGGUGAUUGGGAACACAGUAUUCUUCCUUCGCAAAGAGAACGACCCAAGAGAGCUCAUACCGAAUGUCAGAGGAUAUGGGCACUCUUUCCCAGAGGCAAAUACGACCUGGGAGAAUGACGUGAAAGGCUCCGAGACACACCAGCGUAUCGUUCAGUAUGACCUCGGAGGUCUCAGAUUCUUGGUCCGCUUCGAAUGCGAUGGCUACAUCAUGGACGAAUCCUUCAAAACCAAAGAUAGGGUCAAGAAAAAGCCCACUGCCACCACUCACAUUGACGAUCUUCUACCUGGCUUGGGCACUGCCUCAAUAACUCCAGCACCCCUGUCACGGUCUCCUGGCUCUGAUUAUAUACCAAUCGAACAUGGAGGGACAGAAAUUCCCCAACACUCCAUCUUCGACCUGAAGACCCGCUCAGGAAAAUACAAGAGUGAGAUCGACAUGAGCGACAUAUAUCCUCAGCUCUGGAUCAAGCAAGUCCCGAAUUUCAUCGUCGCCUACCAUGACGGCGCUGGUCUGUUCAAAGACGUUAGGGUCCAAGAUGUGCAGAAUGAGGUCCUAAAGUGGGAGGCAGACAACAUCGAGGCCAUUCACCGCCUCACGGUGUUGUUGAACAGGAUAGUGGCCUUCGCAAGGAACGACCAGGGCCUGUUGGAGGUGUAUUGUCCGCACGAAGAUUGCUUGGAGCUACGAAGACAGCAUGGACAGGGCACAAAUGCGCUACCCGGCGAAUUGAGGGAUGCAUGGGCGAAUGAGGCAUUUUCGGACUCUGAUGAUGGCGGUCUCGAACUGGAUCAGGGCUAUGAGUCAGCUGAAGACUACAAAGCUGACUCGGAUGAGGAUGAGCCAGAUUAUACUGCGUGCUCUGUGGAAGAUUGUGGGUAUUGCGGGAAGUGUACAUACUAG
This is a messenger RNA of Parastagonospora nodorum SN15, 1413 nucleotides long. RefSeq lists its product as hypothetical. NCBI's taxonomy places the organism in Eukaryota, Fungi, Ascomycota, Dothideomycetes, Pleosporales, Phaeosphaeriaceae. The transcript is spliced from 2 exons. The record is from RefSeq and is a predicted model, not a curated record. The coding region runs from base 1 to 1413 and encodes 470 amino acids.